GGACGGUAGGCGUGGCCUGCUGUAAGCGGAAGUGUUAGCGCAGGCGGAAGUGGUGCAGCCCUGAACACCGUGAGCAGUAGCGGAACGGAGGGACGGCGCGGUUCUCCCGGUGCUUUAGAACAGAAUCAGCGAGCAGCGGCGCUCUGAGCGAACCCAACCAUCCAACAUGGACAAAAGUGACCUGGUGCAGAAGGCUAAACUAGCCGAGCAGGCAGAGCGCUAUGAUGACAUGGCUGCCUCCAUGAAAGCAGUCACAGAGGGCGGAGUCGAGCUGUCCAAUGAAGAGCGCAACCUGCUGUCCGUGGCCUAUAAGAACGUGGUCGGCGCCCGCCGCUCCUCCUGGCGCGUUAUCUCCAGCAUCGAGCAGAAGACAGAGGGCAACGAGAAGAAGCAGCAGAUGGCGCGCGAGUACCGCGAAAAGAUCGAGACCGAGCUACAGGACAUCUGCAAUGAUGUGCUGGGCCUUCUGGAGAAGUACCUCAUACCCAACGCUAGCCAGGCAGAGAGCAAAGUCUUCUACCUGAAAAUGAAAGGAGACUACUACAGAUACUUAUCUGAGGUGGCAUCUGGAGAAUCAAAGAGAACCACGGUGGAUAACUCUCAGAAGGCUUACCAGGAUGCGUUUGAGAUUAGCAAGAAGGAGAUGCAGCCCACACACCCCAUCAGGCUGGGUCUAGCUCUCAACUUCUCCGUUUUCUACUACGAAAUCCUGAACACCCCAGAGCAGGCCUGCAGUUUGGCUAAGACAGCUUUUGAUGAGGCCAUCGCUGAGCUCGACACUUUGAAUGAGGACUCGUACAAAGACAGCACUCUGAUCAUGCAGCUACUAAGGGACAACCUCACUCUGUGGACAUCAGAAAACCAGGGUGAUGAAGGGGACGCCGGCGAGGGGGAGAACUAAAAGGCGCUGCACUUCACUGUUAAAAUCCACCCACACUCUUUAUCUUACACAUACAGCCCAUAGUACCCUGCUCCAUCCACUUCACCAUAAACCCCCUUUCUGUAUGACGAGCAGCGAGAAUUGUACCUGACCUGCAGUCCUCCUUUACCCCUCUGAGAUCAAGCGCUCAGUCGCCCGGCGGCCCAGAGAUUCGGAAUCGAGUGUGUUGUGUCCGUCCGUCUGUCUGUGUGUGUGGGUGUGUUUGGGGCGGGGCAGGAUGGGAUGGGGCGGGGCGGGGAAGAAAAGUGAAUAGUAGUGAGAUCAUCAUUCUUUUUGUCCCUUCCUCUUCCCCUUUAAUAUUCUUCUUUAUUUUUUUUUAAAGGUAAUUAAUUGUUGUCCAUCAGGUUAUGCAUUAUAGCGCCACCUUUCUCUCUCUCUUUCUCUCUCCUUUCCUCUCCUCUUCUUCUCUUCUUCUUCUCCUGUAGUGUUACUGGCCACCGCCGGUUUUAUUCUAAAGGUUAUUAAACUGUCCAUUUAAUUUAACAAACACUGUGAUGCUUAUUUUUCCCUCACCGUGUGAACGGACGACUCCACGCCAGUGCAAUUCUGUUGCGAUCUCAUACAGAAAGGAAGGAAACAGGCUGUAUUGUGACACUGACUAACAUUAUUACUGCAUUACUGUUGUUGCCGUGUAAUGUUUGCCAUUUAUUUUUUAUUAAUUCUUUUUGCAUGAGUCUAAAACAGUGAAAUAAAAAGGGACCCUAGGUUUUGUCAUUCCACUUCUACUCGAUUCUAACCAAGAGCUAAAAAACAUUCCAUCAGUGUGUUAAAAAAAGAAAAGGGGUGAGAUCGUACGUAGAUCCGGCUGGAGGGAUUUCCAGGAUUUCCCGGGAUCUCCCAGAAUUCCCGGCGCGCUGUCAGUCAUUAACGGUGCUGUUUAACAUCAGUAUAAAAUAAAACAAUAAAAAAAAAACGUAAUAACUGAUCUUAAUUAUUCCCCCUCUUCGUCUAGAUUCUGUCCCGUUUUCCUUUCCGUAUCUCACUGUUAAUAGUUUAACGACUGUAAAAUGACUGUAAACUUAAGGUAAAUAGAAUUGUAUCGAAUUGAACUGUAAAAACACAGUAAUUUAAAACCGUUGCGCUAAUGGUUGUAGGUUAUUUUAAUCUUAAUCUUAAUUCUUAAUUCAUCUUUUCUCCGAUAACAAUUCACAACCGAUCAACGCCAACUAUCACACCACCACGACCCUUCCCUGAUCUAUAUCUAUCCAGCUGAUCAAUAAAUAAUCCAUAAAUCAAUGAUAUAAAAAUCCCCUGUGAUUGAGGGACUGGAAUCAAUAAAAAUCAUUUGUGGUGAUUCUCUUCUGCAGAUUUGGUGUAGAUUUGGAUUUUAGUGGAGGAUUAGGAAAAUAUUAAGCAGUCAAUCGAUAAAACUCGUUUUCAAGGUUGAAAUCAGACCGGAUUUGGCUCGUCUCAGAUUCAACUCAGGCUAGUCUCAGACUUGACUCUGACUCAAACUUGUCUCCGACUCGUGUAGGACUUGUUUUGUGUUCAGGCUCAUUUCUGCUUAGAUUUGACUCAAGCUCGUCUCAGACUCGACUCUGACUCGGGCUCGUCUAAAAUUCACCUCUGGUUCAGAUUGACUCGGGCUCGUCUCGGACACGGCUUGGGCCUGUCUCAGGGUCUGGCUCGUCUCCGAAUCCGUCUCAUCUCAGACUUGACUCUGGCUUGAGCUCGUCUCAAAUUCGCCUCUGGUUCAGAUUGACUCUGGCUCGUCUCAGACUCAACUCGAGCUCGUUUCAAACUCUCCUCUGGUUCAGAGUCUGGCUCUGUUGGGGCUCAACUCUGGACUCGUCUAGGACUCGCGUUCAGGCUCGUCUCAGACUUUGGUUCAAUUCAAGCUCGUCUCGUAUUCAGCUCGUUUCUGACGGUGAGAGAAUUCUGAAAGGGGAUUGGCUGAGCGUUUCUCAUUCAGUGUCACAAUACUUCGUCACAUCACCAUAACAUUCCACAUAGGUGUAGAACUCAUCUGUCUCCAGCUGAAGACACUCUGUUCAUGCACUGAAGAAUAAAAAACACUUAUCUCCCCUUAGCUGAACAAACGGCAGUUAUUCUACGCUUGAGAAAAAACUACAGUAGUGAAUGUGGAGCCGAGCCUGUCUGUAUAUCUGGUAUCUCCGAUUGCUUUGUUUUUACUGACCAGUAUUCUGCCUACAGUUAGCUUCUGUGACGGUUUUAUCGCUUAGCGCGCACGUGGUUGUGAAAAUUUAGACUAGCUUAAAUGAAGAAAAAAAAUAAAUAGAAAAAGACAAAAAAAAAAUCCUACUACAACCUGGUUAUUGACGUAAUACUAGAUUUGUGUAUGUCUUUUAAACAGUUCUAGUUUCACCUUACAUGUUAUAUUCAGGAAAAGUGUAAAAGACAAUUUAAGUGAAAUAAAAGUUUUAUCAGUUCCAAA
Astyanax mexicanus (Mexican tetra) is the source of this 3335-nucleotide messenger RNA. RefSeq names its product tyrosine 3-monooxygenase/tryptophan 5-monooxygenase activation protein, beta polypeptide a (gene ywhaba). The coding region runs from base 167 to 901 and encodes 244 amino acids. Gene Ontology annotation, biological process: signal transduction. The transcript is spliced from 6 exons. Gene Ontology annotation, cellular component: cytoplasm. Lineage: Eukaryota; Metazoa; Chordata; Actinopteri; Characiformes; Acestrorhamphidae. The record is from RefSeq and is a predicted model, not a curated record.